AUAUGGCAAGGAUGAUCCUUGCGCCUUGCAAGGCAGCGGAGCAAAAUCGGCUCUACGACAAUCCCCCAUCUGACCCAUCUUGCUCCUGCGAGACUUGCUCACGCCGCCCCCGCCUGCCAACCCCGCCAGCGUGCAAGUGCAGUGGGUGCGUCCCUGAAGAAGGUCAGCUACAGCCCACCCGUAUGAAGAAGUGAGCUCCUGCUCCGAAAGGCACGAAGCUCAGCAAGUCGAUGGUCCUUGUGGGCAAGGCGCGUCUCUGUGCCCUACGCGAGGAUCUGUACACUGCUGCGCCUGCUCUAGAGGCGACCCUCUUUCCUGCCGUCCUGUACCUCCCAGACCCU
Fomitopsis serialis is the source of this 341-nucleotide messenger RNA. RefSeq lists its product as uncharacterized. The record is from RefSeq and is a predicted model, not a curated record. Lineage: Eukaryota; Fungi; Basidiomycota; Agaricomycetes; Polyporales; Fomitopsidaceae. The annotation marks the transcript as partial. The transcript has a single exon.